Procambarus clarkii (red swamp crayfish) is the source of this 457-nucleotide messenger RNA. RefSeq names its product U-scoloptoxin(01)-Cw1a-like. The record is from RefSeq and is a predicted model, not a curated record. NCBI's taxonomy places the organism in Eukaryota, Metazoa, Arthropoda, Malacostraca, Decapoda, Cambaridae. Gene Ontology annotation, molecular function: chitin binding. Gene Ontology annotation, cellular component: extracellular region.
AAUAUGAAGGUUGUGAUCCUCCUGUUCGGUCUGGUCGCCCUGGCUGCUGCCCGCUCCGCCUACCUGUUCUCCGACGGCUACCUGGAAGUGCUGGGCGCUGAACCUGCACGAUCGUUCGAGUGCGCCGGCCGCAACUACGGCUACUACGCGGACGUGCCCACCGACUGCCGGGUAUUCCACGUGUGUCUGCCCAUCUCUGACGACCUGGGCGAGGUGGUCGAGACCGCCCAGUUCUCCUUCUUCUGCGGCAACCAGACGGUGUUCAGUCAGGAGUCCCUCACCUGCUCCCACCCUCUGGAGGCCUUCCCCUGCGAACAGGCCGAGACCCUCUACGACCUCUCCAACGCCGACUUCGGCAAGGUUCCCGAAGAGGGGAAGUAGCUCAACCAAACAUCAUCUGUUUAUUACUCCUAUUCUAAGUCACUAGCAAUAAAUUAGCAUGAUUUCUUAUGCAUAA